This is a messenger RNA of Diatraea saccharalis (sugarcane borer), 1456 nucleotides long. NCBI's taxonomy places the organism in Eukaryota, Metazoa, Arthropoda, Insecta, Lepidoptera, Crambidae. The record is from the annotation of a GenBank genome assembly.
AUGAUUGAUCUUUAUGUUACUCGGUCGUCAUCAGAUGAAGAUGAAGGCGUACAACCCCAUGAGAAGGCGAUUGCGGCCGGUCAAGCAAACCCCCUGUAUUGCGUAAGGAAUAUAGAGCAGCACGCCUUUGGAAGGAGAGAGAUCGAGAUAGCGGAGCAAGAGAUGCCGGGCAUCAUGGCGCUUAAAGCAAGAGCGAAGGAGGACAAACCUCUGAAAGAUGCAAAAAUAGUCGGUUGCACACAUAUUAACGCACAGACGGCGGUGCUGAUAGAGACACUGGCAGCUCUCGGCGCUACAGUUCGUUGGGCCGCUUGCAACAUUUAUAGCACACAAAACGAGGUGGCAGCGGCUUUGGCGCAUGCUGGUUAUGCGAUAUUCGCGUGGCGUGGUGAGAGCGAGGAAGCUUUCUGGUGGUGCAUUGAUCAAUGCUGCGCUCCUACUGCUACUUGGCAACCGAACAUGAUAUUAGACGACGGUGGAGAUGCCACUCAUCUCAUGCUAAAGAAGCAUUCUGCUGCGUUCAAACACAUUAAAGGUAUAGUAGAAGAGAGUGUGACAGGCGUUCACAGACUGUACCAGUUGAGCAAAGCGAACAAGUUAUGUGUUCCAGCGAUGAAUGUGAACGACUCCGUCACUAAGACCAAGUUCGACAACUUGUAUUCCUGUAGGGAAAGUAUAAUCGAUGCUCUAAAGAGAAGUACGGAUUUGAUGUUUGGAGGUAAACAGUCUGUGGUGUGCGGUUAUGGGGAAGUUGGGAAAGGGUGUUGCCAGGCGUUGAAAGCUUUGGGAUGCGUGGUGUAUGUAACAGAAAUUGAUCCUAUAUGCGCAUUACAAGCUGCAAUGGAUGGCUUUAGAGUAGUCAAAUUAAAUGAGGUAAUCAGACAGGUAGAUAUAGUAAUAACCGCGACUGGCAACAAAGGUGUCGUGACCAGGGAACAUAUGGAACGUAUGAAGAAUGGGUGCGUAGUUUGCAACAUGGGACAUAGCAACACUGAAAUAGAUGUGCACGCGUUACGUACGCCCGAUCUACUAUGGGAAAGAGUUAGGAGUCAGGUGGACCAUAUAAUCUGGCCGAACGGUAAGCGUAUAGUGUUACUAGCGGAGGGCAGACUUGCUAAUCUCUGCUGCUCGUCGCUGCCUUCGUUCGUGGUGUCAGUGACAGCCGCCACGCAAGCUCUAGCACUCAUUGAGCUUUACAAUGCACCUCAACACCGGUAUAAAGCCGACGUGUAUCUAUUACCAAAGAAAAUGGACGAAUACGUAGCGAGUCUCCAUUUGCCCACAUUCGAUGCGCACCUCACAGAAUUAACGGACGAACAAGCUAAAUACUUAGGUCUUAACAAAGUAGGACCGUUCAAACCAAACUACUAUAGAUACUAGCAUCGGUCAAGUUGAACGUUGAUUUAUGAGGUCCAAAAACAUUAAUUGUUAACGGAAUUCUUACAACAGAUGAUUC